AUGUGCCGUUUUCUGAUUUACAAAGGAUGCAAUGACAUCCGGCUCAGCAAACUUGUAACAGAGCCAAGCCACUCUAUUUUGACUCAGUCCUAUGACUCCCGCUUACGAUUGGACAACCGCCGCCCAGUAAAUGGCGAUGGCUUCGGUGUAGGUUUCUACACCGACCCAAAACUCGGCCCAGAGCCCUGCGUCUUCACAUCCACAAUCCCAGCAUGGAACUGCGAGAAUCUCGAGCGUCUCGCCUCAAAAACCUGCUCCAAACUAAUCUUUGCACACGUCCGCGCAACAACAGAGGGCUCCCUCGCAGAUAACAACUGCCAUCCAUUCCAGCACCACUCGCUGAUGUGGAUGCACAACGGCGCAGUCGGUGGCUGGAAUUGCAUCAAGCGUACACUUGCCUCAUCGCUGUCUGAUAAAUGGUUCCUCAAAGUGAAGGGAGGAACAGACAGUGAGUGGUCGUUUGCGCUCUUCCUUGAUUUAUUGGAGAAAGAGGGCGUGGAUCCGUCUUCGGAUGCUGGACCCGAUGGUUUUGGACAAGCGCUACUGCGAAAGGUCAUGAUGAAGACUAUUGCGAAGAUUAAUGAGUUUGUAACGGCGAUUCCGGAGCAAAAUAAGCCUGCGGGAUUGGAAACACGCAGUUUGCUCAAUUUUGCCGUUACGGAUGGUCAUACUGUUGUUUGCACGAGGUAUAUUAGUAGCAAGACGGAUGAGCCCGCUAGUUUAUACUUUUCGUCGGGGACGAAGUGGAAGGAGGGUAGUACGAAGGGACAUUUCAAGAUGGAGCGUCAUGAUAAGGGUGCGGAUAUUGUGUUGGUGGCUAGUGAGCCGAUUACUUUUGAGAGACAUAAUUGGGUCUCUGUCCCUACCAAUUCGGUGGUUACCAUUCACAAGCAGACUGUCUUGCUUCACCCUAUUGUGGAUGAGUUCUAUAGCGAGGACAUGAACCAUGAUCGGUCAUCUUGCUAUGCUUCUUCCAAGGGUCUUGUCAGCACUGCACCUGGUACUACGGUACCGCCAUCUAACACUAAAGAUACCUGUGCCCCUACCGAGUCUGUCUUGGGAACUGGCCCGGUAGCUACACAGUGUGCAUGA
Penicillium angulare is the source of this 1092-nucleotide messenger RNA. RefSeq names its product glutamine amidotransferase subunit DUG3. The record is from RefSeq and is a predicted model, not a curated record. Bases 1 to 1092 code for a protein of 363 amino acids. Lineage: Eukaryota; Fungi; Ascomycota; Eurotiomycetes; Eurotiales; Aspergillaceae. The transcript has 4 exons.